UUUUAAUUUACAUAAAAGAGGGAAGAUAUUUGUUAUAGAUCCAAAAGAGGCGGGGGUGUAAGAAUGGCCUUUUGCUGUACUGGCCUUUAUACUGUAAUUGAUUUAUCCUGGUUUUAAGCAACCCAAAUAAUAAAAAAUAAAACAUUUUUUUAGCUAGAAAAAGAAGUAAAACUGAAGAAAAUAGUUCUUUCUUUUGCAGUCUCAUCUGGUUUUGCAGGCCUGAGAGUGGAGAGAAAAAUACGAUAUAGAGAGCUAUUGUUUGUUUUGGAGUAAUUAGAAUUGGGGAAGCUUUAAAAGAAACAAAAAAACCCUAAAAAUGGUGAAAGUUUGUUUCUUGAUUAGGUGACAUUUUCAUUUUCAGAUCUAGGUCAUGGAUGACAAGAGAAGGGAGAGUGAGAGAAAGUGACAGAAGAGAGUGAGCACAGGCAGGCAUUUCCUAUGGAAGGCCAUAGCAUUGCAGUGUUUGUGCUCACCUCUCUUUCUGUCAGCUUCCAUUUUCAUUCAGCUCUUUCCUUUCUCAUUUCUCCAUUCUAACAAUUAUUUUCUGUCUCUGCAUCAGAAACAUAAGAUUCGAAUUUUGUAUAGAAAAAACUUAUACACAUGUCUUUCACUACUAGUAGUACCCCUUUCAGAUUUGAAGUGUAGCUUUCAGGUAUUGACACAUCAUCUUCUUCGGGUCUUUCUUUUCAUUUUCUUUGUCUUAUCAUUACUUUAUUAUAGUACUAAGUAUGGCUGAAGGUAAGCAAGGACGCAGAAUGUUCAUCAGGAUAAAAAAUUAACAAGUAGUACUUGUGUUUUUGUUUGUAUUAAUUACUGUUUUAUUUGUUUAAUAAUUUAUUACUAAUUACUAGUGAUGGAGCUUGAAAGCGUGGUUUUCCAUGGUACUAUAUUUCUCCAAGGAAAAAGGACACUCGCCGUAUGUAUUUGUGGUUCUUCUUUGAAGGGACGCCUGGUUGUUACUAUUCAAUUUUUAACGGAAAACCGUAUUUUCAAAUCUAAUCACCGUCACCAUCAUCAUCAUGUUCAAUUCGUUUUCUUUACUCAUCUUCAUCUUGCUCUCUUUUUUCAGAUAUAUAUAUCAUGCAAAGCUAAAGGUACCAACUUUAAUGUAAUGGGUGUUUUUUUUUUGUACUUUCUCCUUUGGUUCGUCUCUGAUUUAGGGUUCUUAUGCCCUAACCUCAAUUGGGUUUCCAUAAAAUAACCUGAUUUUUAUCUGGUUCAGUUCUUCUUUAAUUAUUUUGGUUAUAAAAUAUAUAUAUGUAUGUUCUAUGGUUCAGUUCUUCUUUAUUUUGGUUAUAAAAUAUAUAUAUAUAUGUACAGAUUUAUUUGUUGUUUGUUUGAUUCUUCUAUUUCUGUAUAUUUUCUGGUGUAUCUGCCUAAUAGAGGAAAAUUGGGCGGACCCUUUUUGAAAAAAAUGAGUCAGUGUUUAAAGGUACCAAAUAUGGCAAGGAUUUGUUGUUUCCAUCAGUGGGUGAAUAUGCAGUACGCUGUCUCUAAAUGGGAAGUUUUUGGAGGGAAUUGCCAUGUUUACAGUACUUAUUGUUGUUUUGGCUUUGGAACUGCUUCUAUUUCCUCUAUUCAAGGGACAUGACUGGAGAAGAAACUGUGAGCGUCAUUUCAAAUGGUGAAACAGCUGCGGUUGAAGAAGUUUCCGAUUCAGUUAGCAGCACUUAUUCUUCCCUAUCAUGCAAACAUGCUAGGUACGCUAGCAAUAUGUGCACUUCGAGAUUCAGAGGUGUUGUCCCCCAUCAAAAUGGCCACUGGGGCUGCCAGAUAUACGUGAAUCAUCAGCGGAUUUGGCUUGGAACCUUCAAGUCUGAGAAUGAGGCAGCAAGGGCUUAUGACAGCGCAGCAUUAAAGCUUCGCAAUGGAGAAUGUCGAAGAAAUUUUGCAUUAACUAAUGUCACUGUUGAAGAGCCGAACUUCCAGAGUUAUUAUAGUACUGAGGCAGUUCUCAUUAUGAUAAAGGAUGGUACCUACCAAUCGAAGUUUGCUGACUUCUUAAUGAAUAAUUUACAUAGUGUGGAAACCGAACUUAGCCUUAAAAUUAUGAAGAAGCAGAGUGAUAGAAGUCUGACAUGCAAGCAAUUAUUCCAAAAGGAGCUUACGCCAAGCGACGUUGGCAAGCUGAAUAGACUUGUCAUCCCAAAGAAAUUUGCCAUUCAGUUUUUCUCGCAAAUUUCUGACUGCGACGAAGAAAAUGUGGGUGACAACAAGGUGAACAAUGGGCUGCUAGCAUUCUACGACAAAUCGAUGAAGUUGUGGAAAUUCCGGUAUUGUUACUGGAAGAGCAGUCAGAGUUAUGUCUUCACAAGAGGGUGGAACCGAUUUGUAAAGGAAAAACAGUUAAAGGCUAAUGACACCAUUGCUUUUUUCUUAUGCAAAUGCAAUGAAAACUCACAAGUUACUCAGUCUUACUACAUGAUCGAUGUCAACCACAACAACGAAGGCGACUUCAGUUCCUUGUCCGAGUCCGGCAACCAUUGCGUUCCCACAAAAACGGAGGUGCGACUUCGCCUGGGGCAAUGUACUGCUCGUGAUUACGUCAAGAAGAAUGUUGAAGGAGAGGGGUUUCUGGGAAUAACGCCUUUGGAUGAUGGGAACAGAAAGGGUUUUAGACUUUUUGGAACUGAUAUAAUCUGAAAGUUGAAAAUAAAGUUUUAUACUGUUAUCUUAAACAUAUUACUGAUAGCAUAGCAUAUUUUGGCUGUUAAGGUAUAGAAAUGAAAUUUAAGUGGGUUUCUUUGGUA
This is a messenger RNA of Mercurialis annua (annual mercury), 2750 nucleotides long. RefSeq names its product AP2/ERF and B3 domain-containing transcription factor At1g50680-like. Lineage: Eukaryota; Viridiplantae; Streptophyta; Magnoliopsida; Malpighiales; Euphorbiaceae. The transcript is spliced from 3 exons. The coding region runs from base 1498 to 2643 and encodes 381 amino acids. Gene Ontology annotation, molecular function: DNA binding; DNA-binding transcription factor activity. The record is from RefSeq and is a predicted model, not a curated record. Gene Ontology annotation, biological process: regulation of DNA-templated transcription.